Molecule: messenger RNA, 1619 nt
Organism: Callithrix jacchus (white-tufted-ear marmoset)
Lineage: Eukaryota; Metazoa; Chordata; Mammalia; Primates; Cebidae
Gene: WDR45
Product: WD repeat domain 45
Molecular function (GO): protein binding
Source: RefSeq, a predicted model, not a curated record
ACAGCCUCGGCCUUAGGGAGCCCCCUUUGCCUCCGGUCCCCCAGCCGAUCUUCCGCAGCUCCCCGCGCCCUCCCGGGAGGACCCCGCUGUCACCGGCGAUGCUCCGAAGACCCGGGAUCUGGGCGAGGAAGGCGGUGGCAACCUUUUUCCAGCUGGGGGAAACAAUCCUGGACCAUGACUCAACAGCCACUUCGAGGAGUGACCAGCCUGCGUUUCAACCAAGACCAAAGCUGUUUUUGCUGCGCCAUGGAGACAGGUGUGCGCAUCUACAACGUGGAGCCCUUGAUGGAGAAGGGGCAUCUGGACCACGAGCAGGUGGGCAGCAUGGGCUUGGUGGAGAUGCUGCACCGCUCCAACCUUCUGGCCUUGGUGGGCGGUGGUAGUAGCCCCAAGUUCUCAGAGAUCUCAGCAGUGCUGAUCUGGGACGAUGCCCGGGAGGGCAAGGACUCCAAGGAGAAGCUGGUGCUGGAGUUCACCUUCACCAAGCCAGUGCUUUCUGUGCGCAUGCGCCAUGACAAGAUCGUGAUCGUGCUGAGGAACCGCAUCUAUGUGUACUCCUUCCCCGACAAUCCCCGAAAGCUGUUUGAGUUUGAUACCCGGGACAACCCCAAGGGGCUCUGUGACCUCUGCCCCAGCCUGGAGAAGCAACUGUUAGUCUUCCCGGGACACAAGUGUGGGAGUCUGCAACUUGUGGACCUGUCGAGCACGAAGCCUGGCACCUCAUCUGCUCCCUUUACCAUCAAUGCACAUCAGAGUGACAUAGCCUGCGUGUCUCUGAACCAGCCAGGCACAGUAGUGGCCUCAGCCUCCCAGAAGGGUACUCUUAUUCGCCUCUUUGACACACAAUCCAAGGAGAAACUGGUGGAGCUCCGCCGAGGCACUGACCCUGCUACCCUCUACUGCAUUAACUUCAGCCACGACUCCUCCUUUCUCUGCGCUUCCAGUGAUAAGGGCACCGUCCAUAUCUUUGCUCUCAAGGAUACCCGCCUCAACCGACGCUCCGCGCUGGCUCGCGUGGGCAAGGUGGGGCCUAUGAUUGGGCAGUACGUGGACUCUCAGUGGAGCCUGGCGAGCUUCACUGUGCCUGCUGAGUCAGCCUGCAUCUGCGCCUUCGGUCGCAAUACUUCCAAGAACGUCAACUCUGUCAUUGCCAUCUGCGUAGAUGGGACCUUCCACAAAUAUGUCUUCACUCCUGAUGGAAACUGCAACAGAGAGGCUUUCGACGUGUACCUUGACAUCUGUGAUGAUGAUGACUUUUAAGAGCCCUGGGGGCUGUGCUAGGGACCUACAGUGGCAGACUGCAGAGAUGAGCCUUGGCAGUGGGGCAUGCUUGGACGCUACCUGCCAGCAAGCAUUAAUGGGGCCAGUGCCCACUUUCCACUCAGCAGAGCUAUGUCUAAAUAAAGAGCUCACUUCCCCCAGCACUUCUUGAUGACUGUGUGCCCCAAGGGCCAAGCCAGGGACCCAGGAAGGCAGAGACCCCUUGGGAUCCCCAACCUGGAAGAAAUUGCUAGGGACCCAGAGGGAGUGGCCUAAUCCAACCUGGGGAUUUUUUAUAAGCUUCCCAGGAACAGAUGAUCUCUGAUGUGAUGAAUACGAAUAAAAGGCCCUUAAUGGCA